Molecule: messenger RNA, 582 nt
Organism: Symbiodinium pilosum
Lineage: Eukaryota; Dinophyceae; Suessiales; Symbiodiniaceae
Source: the annotation of a GenBank genome assembly
AUGUGCGGACUGCAAAGCUUACGGUCCAAACUGGGCGUCAUGGAACCUGGGAAUUCUCGUUUGCCAAACCUGUUCCGGAGUGCAUCGUCACCUCGGGGUGCACAUCUCGAAGGUGAAGUCCGCUACAAUGGACAAGUGGAAGGAAGACCAGACUAUCCCGUGCCUCACCAUCGGCAACGAGCGCUCCAACGCUUAUUACGAGUACAAUGUGCCAGACGGUGCCAAGUACGUGUGCAAGUCGCAAGCUGCCGCAGGCGACAAGAUCGACCCUGUGGAGGCGCGGAAAAUGGAGCGCUGGAUUCGUGCAAAGUACGAGACCAAAAAGUAUGCGCAGCCCGGGGUGGAUCCGCCCCAUGUGCGUCUGGCUCGAGGCAAGGAGCCAAGUUGCAGUGGGCUUUGCGCAUUUUUGUUCUUCCACUUCCUCAUAGCAGUUGUUGGCUGUCUUCUUCUUCUUCAUUCCUCAACCGCUCUGGCCAAUACAAACUUGUAAGUGUCUUUGUAGGACUCAUGUUUAUUUUUACCAAUAUUACUAUUACUACUAUUAUUAGUUGGGGGCUUCGGAUUGGCGUGCUUUUCAGGUGA